AGAGAAAAGUUCCGUAAAAAAAUCGUCAAAGUGAUGAAUCAGUGGCGGCAGUGAAUUGUGACCACCGUCCACUUGUGUGCGCUGAGUGGCAGGUGCCAGCGCGCCAGCGUGAGAAUAUCAGCCGCCCGUCCGAGUGCCCGAUCGGGGUGGAGAAUCACGUGCCUUUUUACCGCAGCGGCUAUGUUUUGAUAGUGAUACAAAAUGGCGGAUCAAUCGUUGGGCAAGGACGAGUGUCUGGACGACUGCGACGAAGGAGUGUACGAGCAGGGCGACGGUCCCGCAGCCGAGGAGAUUGAAGAUGAGGGACUCACGCCUCUGCAGCGCAUCACCAAGUACGCCUGGGCGGAGGAGGUCUACAACAGAAAGUAUGUGGCAACGGUAUUACUGGAGAUUAUUCAAAUGGCGCCCGCCGAACCGCUGAGCACCGAUCUUCCUCAGAUUAUGGACAUUUUUGGAAAAUUGGUACAUGAUGCUGAAGUUGUGGUGCGCAUCGACGCGCUGGAACAUAUCCCGAGCCUGGCCGGCAUGGCGCUUAAAUGCGCGCAGAAAGUGCCGGCGCUGGCAAACAUCACCAGCGAAUACCUGCUCUCGAUGGUGGUGAACAACCUCGGCGACAACGACAACCAGGUGCGGAAACAUGCGCAACGCGCGCUCUUCACGUUACUUGAGCAGGGACUAGUCAGCAAGGCGCAAGCAGAGAUCCAGGUCUGUCCAACGAUCCUGGCGUUGACACGGAAGGAGUCCAUGGUCACCGACGGAGUGACUUUGAUGGCAAAGGUUGUGCCACUUCUCGGGCGAGAUGUCACCGAACGAGUGUUCCUCGACAGAUUCGUCGAAUUGUGUGCCGCAAUGAAAUUUUAUGUCCGUAAGAUUUGCGCAUCGCAUGUUGGCGAUUUUUGCGCCAUUAUUAGUCGACCUCUUUUUGAAAAAGUACUGUUCAUAGCCUACGCAAAAUUGUGCAACGAUGAGGCCUGGGGCGUGCGGAAAGCAUGCGCCGAUGUGGCGAUGUCUGUAUCGUGCGCGUGCUCGCCAGAUCUUCGGAAGAUGGUACUGGCGCCGGCGUUCGCGCGUCUCUUACGCGACAAAUGUCGGUGGGUGCGCAUCUCUGCGUUUCAAACACUCGGUCCUUUCAUCUCCACCUUUGCGGAGCCGACAAUCACAUCGCUUGCGUAUAAUAAUAUGGGCGAGCUGGUUCUCGUCUGCUAUGGCAGCGAAUUUAAAAUAAAUAAUUCAUCAUGCACGCCAAUGGAUGAAGUAAAGAAUUUGUUUUACCUCUGUUUGGAUGACUUGGACGACGACUCGUAUGACGUUGGCUUUGUUCGAAAACGAACAGAGGAAGGUGAACAGCCGCUGCCACCCGAAGAACUGCCACAGUUGGAAGCGCCACCACCACUCGAUGAACAGUCUAACGCGCAAAAGACGCCGCCACCUCCUGAAGAACAACUUCCCGCGCCGAAGGAGCUAUCACCACCACUCAAAGACGACAGGAAAACCGAUCCAAACAAUGCGUGGGUGAUGGACGUGAUUCUUAAGGGCCUGGACGAUUUCAUGCUAACAGAGGACUUCGACAACGAUGAGAUGAUCUUACGUAGCAACAAAUCGACCGACGACAACAAAAAACAAUGUGAUAAUUUAGGUAGUGAGAUUAGCACAAUUUCGAAUCCGGCGAGCGGCGAUCAAUUAGAGAACGUCGAUCUGAGCCGGAGCGAACAAGCUACCUGCAGUAGCAGUGGCGAUGAAGCCGAUCGCGCCGAUUCGGGCGGCGCUUGCGCUGCGGCGACGCCCGAAGGUAAUAAUGAUGAGGACGGUUUGGAGUUAUACAACUCGCAUAAUUAUUGGUAUGUGCCUCCAGAUAUGCCUUUGGAUCCUAAUAUUGUAGCAGGAAUUGAAAUUGAAAAGACUGCUUCUGACACUACCGAUUUACCAUCCGCACAAGAGAACACGGACGCUUUUGCAAAACUGAAACUGAUUUUGAAACAAACAAUCUUAACGAAACCGUUGUUGUUGCGGCUGCCGCGGACGCAACCUUCAAAGCUGAUUCGCCAUCAGGUAAUUGUAAAUAUUUUACCGCCAUUUUCAAAAAAUCUUCAUUCUACAAGACUUCUGGACAAAAUUAUUAUUUUUAUCAUGCAAGCUGAUUCUGCCACUAAUAAAGCAAUUAAUAAAUAUGUGUUACUAGACGGCGAAAGCGCCGAGAUAACGGAGUUAAAGGAGCCGCCACAAAAGAUCGUGCCGCAGCUUCUCAUCGAUCACUUUAUCUCGAUGGCGGAUCCGAGUAUCGCGCAAGACAUCGACGACAACAUUGCCUAUCACUGUGCCUAUUCGCUGCCCGCCGUUGCGCUCACGCUGGGCAGCGUCAACUCGCAUUUAUUGAAGGAGACGGUUGGCACGCUGGCGGCCAACAUGCAGUACAAGGUGCGCCACACGCUCGCCAGCAGCCUGCAUGAGUUGGCGAUCAUCUGGGGAAGCGAUAUUGCUUCCAAUGAUCUCGCUCCCAUCUUCAACGAAUUUAUCAAAGACUUGGACGAAGUGCGCAUCGGCGUGUUGAAGAACCUUGCUCAAUUUCUAAGACUUAUAAAUCCAACUAAGCGGUCAAUGUACCUGCCGCGUCUGUCGUUCUUUUUGCAAAACAAUCAGAAGCUGAAUUGGCGCUAUCGGCACGAGCUUGCCGAACAGUUACUGAAGUCAGUGACAAUGUUUACGCCGUCAGAAGCGUCCAAGCAUAUUUCACACAUUGCUCAGCGCCUGCUUUGCGACAAGGUGGCGGCCGUGCGGCAGAUGGCACUCAAACUUGUGGCGCAGUUGCUGCAGCACAUCAACAGCGAGCCGGGACUUUCGUCGCGGAUGCUAAUUAAAUUCGCUGAGACGUUUGCACACUCGAAAAAGUGGAAGCUGCGCCAGACGUUUGUAUUCCUCAGCUGGGAGUUGCUGGUUGGAAAAGCACUGCCCAUCGAACAGUUUGCCAGCGAUGUUAUGCCGCAUCUGCUUGAUCUUAGUUGGGAUCCUGUCGCCAAUGUACGAUUGGUUGUGGCGCAAACAGUUGUUACACAUAUGAUAAACAACGAAUAUUUCCGAGAUCCAGAAAAUCAACACUACGACCUGUUGGAGUCGGUGCUGCGUCGAUUGCAAACUGACGAGGACAUCGAUGUACGACAAGCGGCUGUGGUUGAUGCGUGUCAGAAGUACGCCUAUUGAAUAAUUUUUGGUUGAAUGUUUUACACGGUUUUUACAUCAAAAGCAGAUGAUUGCAAUUACACACGAUUUUUACAUCAAAUGCGAGAGAUUGCAGUUACACCCAACUUUUACAUAAAAAAUUAACGAGAGAUUGCGGGCCUAAACCAACUCGUACUUUUAUUCUUGUACAUUAUAGUUAUGUAUUAGUUAUGAAUAUGUAAAUGAUGAAGAAAAACACGCGCCGAUUAGUUUAAUAUUUUGAUGGUUUUAUAUGAGAUUGAGCGAGCGAGCGAACGAGAGAAAGAAGUUAUAUUUGUUAAAUUUAAAAUAAUUGUAUGUAAUAUUCGCCAAAACAAGAAAUUUUUAGAAUGA
This is a messenger RNA of Dalotia coriaria, 3546 nucleotides long. RefSeq names its product serine/threonine-protein phosphatase 4 regulatory subunit 1-like. The coding region runs from base 202 to 3195 and encodes 997 amino acids. NCBI's taxonomy places the organism in Eukaryota, Metazoa, Arthropoda, Insecta, Coleoptera, Staphylinidae. The transcript is spliced from 12 exons. Gene Ontology annotation, biological process: protein dephosphorylation. Gene Ontology annotation, molecular function: protein phosphatase regulator activity. The record is from RefSeq and is a predicted model, not a curated record.